AUGGCACAGCAUCAAGACCUUAAAAGAAAAGGAGGUGCUGAUCCUGAUCAUCAGAUGUCAAGAAAUCAUGCCCCUCCUCCUCCUCCUCCUCCUCCUCCUCUAAGUAUUGAAGUGCCUAAAAUGAGAGAUCUUCCAAACAAGUCAAACCCUUGGAGUGAUGUCCAGCUUCCUGUUGACAUUCUCCUGUUGACAUUAGAAGACAUCGAGUUUUUAGCUUGUUAUUAUUUCUUGGAAAAUUCUUUUAAAAGUUAUCACCAGACCCUGGGAUACGUUUACUUUGGGACCAUGGGUGAAAGCGGAGAAGCUGAGGCACUGAAAGUUGCGUUAAUGAGAUGUUGUAAAGGUUCUUCUGGUCCAGGUGGCUCUCAAAAUGUUAUUAAAAAUGCAGUGAUGCAACUGAGACCCAAGGCUGUUUUUUCCGUAGGCGAAUGCAUAGGUUUAAACCCAGAAGAUACUAAGCUAGGAGAUGUAGUGGUAUCCUCUAAACUUUCAACUGAACAAUUCACAACUCCAGUGAGAAGAAAUAUUGGCAAUCUUAACUUGUCUUCAAAUGAAGGCUGGAAUCCACCAUUAAAAGAUCCAGUAGGGGAAAAAACAGUACGGGUACACCGUGACAGUGUCAUAUUCAGUGGUAGUCAAUUCAUCACCAAACAACGCCGCAUGUCUCAAUCUUGCGAGAUUGCAGUUGAAGGGGAAGGGGAAGGUAAGAUUAGAUGCAUAUAACUAUUGAAACAAUUUGAUGUAGCAUUCGAUUUGAGGUCUACAACUUUAAACUGUCCUUUUCGGCAACCUCUUGUAACUAUGGCAGAACCACUGAGUACCUAUAUAAUUACCGCCAGCCAUGUUUGACCAUGGGGAUAUAGGACCAAUGGUGUGUGAGCAGGUUAUUCUGGGGAUGUACUUUACAAUUAUUGCGCAGGGAACAUAAAUUAUUAAGCUUAAAAGAUUAAAAAGUUUUAGUCACUACACUGCAGAGAAAAAUCUGAGCUUUUAUCUCCUCUAGAUUCUUCUUCACAGUGGAUUGAAUAAGGAUCAUUUUCAUAUUGUAUGCCGGUCUGUUUGUUCUUUCCACUUAUAGGACUGUUUGCUGCAGCCCAUGAUAUGAACAUUGAAUGGGUGAUUGUUAAAGGGAUAUCACACUUUUCUGAUGAUAACAACACUCCUGAUGAGUCUUGGAAGUCAUUUGCUUCCAUUAUGGCAGCUUCUGUUGUGUCCAACAUGUUAAAUGAUCCUGUUGUUUUUAAAGAAUGGCCUCACUAUGAAGGUAUGUCACAUCCCUGCUUGUUCUAA
Porites lobata is the source of this 1290-nucleotide messenger RNA. Lineage: Eukaryota; Metazoa; Cnidaria; Anthozoa; Scleractinia; Poritidae. The record is from the annotation of a GenBank genome assembly.